GAAAAACCCUCCCGGAAUCAGUCGUGUUUUUGCUGUAGAGAGAUUUAGAGUUAACAAAUCGCUGGACUGUUGGUUUAUGAGAGCAGGACCUCCACCUGAGGAAUACAACCGAUUGACAGAGAGAGCGAGAGCGAGAGGAAGGACUCACCAAAAUACAGAAGCCCACAGUGCUCAGUUUUUAUUAGAUCAAACGGAAUCCGUUUAAGGAUCAGAAACAAGGCCAAAUAUGGGUAACGAGACCUCCCUGCCGAUGGACAUGUGCUCCAACUUCGAUGCGGAUGAGAUCCGGCGAUUGGGUAAGCGUUUUCGGAAGCUAGAUCUGGACAACUCGGGCGCCCUCAGCAUCGACGAGUUCAUGUCCCUGCCGGAGCUGCAGCAGAAUCCGCUGGUGCAGCGCGUAAUCGACAUCUUCGAUGCGGAUGGCAACGGCGAGGUGGACUUUAAGGAGUUCAUCCAGGGCGUCUCCCAGUUCAGCGUGCGCGGCGACAAGCUCUCUAAGCUGCGCUUCGCCUUCCGCAUCUAUGACAUGGACAACGACGGGUACAUCUCCAAUGGUGAGCUCUUCCAGGUGCUCAAGAUGAUGGUCGGCAACAAUCUGAAGGAUACACAGCUGCAGCAGAUCGUCGACAAGACCAUCUGCUUUGCCGACAAGGACGAGGACGGGAAGAUAUCCUUCGAUGAGUUCUGCUCGGUGGUGGGCAACACCGAUAUCCAUAAGAAAAUGGUCGUCGAUGUCUAAAAAAAACUUGGUGACCGGACCCAAGGGGGAUCCAUCCCAUAUAUAGAGAUAUACGACUAUCGUUUAGCCAAUACAGUUCCAUGUAUGUGUGUGUUUGUGUGUAUGUGUGCGAGUGUGCGUGCGUGUGUACCUUCCGUUCCACCUGUUGUUCAGGUUUAUAAUAAAUGGAUAUAUCUUUCUGUCUGUGUCUUUCGGUCGGUCUGUAGUUCCCAUCCGCACUGAUUGUACGAGAUCCAAAACGAGGGCCUUGGGGCGUGCCAAAAAACACAACCAGAUAACGGAAACUAAGCUCGUAUUGUAAUCUAUCCAUGUCUAUACCUUAUCUCUGAACGAUCUCUCAUCCUCAGAAUGCAAUGAAUUGUGUCUUAUACUCAUACGAAAACCACCGGCAACGGACCACUAUGAAUCUUCAUCUUUAUAAUCGUACUCGUACACGUACUAUAAUGAAACAUAUUCCCAAAAACUCUUCUUCACUCGAAUUGAUUGAAACAUAAAACUGUUCCUUUUUCAUUCCGCACCACUCAUUAUACAAAUACUAUAUUCAUUAGAAAGUAUAUUGUAAAAUGUUCCAAAAACGUUUUCUUACAAAUUUAAGCUUUAAACUCUUAGACUGUUAUCUUCAAUUCGUUAUUUUCUUUCGUAACUAUACUUAAAAUUGUUAAUUUCCAUUUUCUUCAUAGUGGAUAAUGUUGUUCACUCGAAUCCCUAUUACAUUUCAAAUGUAUAACGAAAUAUACUUUCAAACUUUUCCCAGAUUUCCCAGACUCUAGAUUUCUUUAUAAGGUACGAAUCCAUAUUAUUCCAGUCUUAAUGGCUUUAUUUUAAGCAAACACUUUUCAAUUCCAUUUCCACAUAAUGAAACAUUCAAUACCAAUAUCUUUUUGUAAAAUAUACUGAAAUAUGUUUUCAAAACACAUUUCCGCUCAGUUUUUCUUUAACUUUAAUACCAAUCUUUUUCAUUUUCCAUUUCCUAUAAAAUACUUAAUAAAAAUGGAUUUCGAAUCUUCUGCUCUUGAGAUCCUUCCCGAGAUCCCUUUUUAUUUCUAUUAGAAAAACUAAGUAUAAGUUUAUGCACUACCCGGAGCCUCAUUGAAGCUGAAACCUUGGAUGGGAUCGCUUGGAUCGCAUUGCUCUGGAAAGUAUGCUAUGGCAAAGGCCCUAUGGGGGGGGUAGACAUCAACCCUUAAUUGACUUAAGAUCGAUGGAGUCUCAAACCUAGAUUGUACUGUAACCUAACUCUAUGUUCAAGAUUCAAGCCUAAUAAUUAAGUUCAUCCUUUGACUACUACUACUACUACUACUACAUGUUGUGUAUAAGAAUGUGCAUAAGAAACUGCACCUAAAAUUAAACAAUGUUUAUUGAAAAA
Drosophila persimilis is the source of this 2105-nucleotide messenger RNA. Its product is annotated as calcineurin subunit B type 1. NCBI's taxonomy places the organism in Eukaryota, Metazoa, Arthropoda, Insecta, Diptera, Drosophilidae. The transcript is spliced from 3 exons. The coding region runs from base 227 to 739 and encodes 170 amino acids. Gene Ontology annotation, molecular function: calcium ion binding; calcium-dependent protein serine/threonine phosphatase regulator activity. The record is from RefSeq and is a predicted model, not a curated record.